AUGAACUUUAGCUUCGAAGGCAACUUUCGACCCAAACGCAACAUCAACUUGGGCGGCGUCAAAAAGAUCGACGACAAGAGAUCAUUGCUGGCCAAAGCUCAAAGCGAACGUAAAGCAAGAGAACAGGAACGUCUUAAAUUGAAGAGUGCACAGCAAAUUCAGUCCUUCCUUAGAGGCCGUCAACAGGCUACAUUGAUCAAGCAAGCAUUGCGACAUGAUUUCCAUCAACUCUUGCCAUCCACAAACAGCAACACAGAUGAGCAGACAUGGAUGACAUUGACUCGUCAAUUGAUUUGGUUCUAUCAGCCUGGCAACGAGGCAGAUAAUCACCAUCUCAGCCAAUAUCUAGCACAAGUUACUCCCAUCAUACGCAGUAUGUUUUGCAUAUCAGAUAGGGAAGUGCAGGAUUCAUGGCUAUGGCUGUGCAGUUUGUUGAUCAAGCGAGUGCUGUUACCGAGCAUAGACGGAGGCUCUGCGAGUGCCUAUCAACUGCUGGCUUCCUUGUUUGACCCAGGCACCUACAAAAACCAAGACCACCGCACUCGCAUCAUGACCUUCUGCUUGUACAAUACAACACUGCUCAAGAGCAUGAAAAAUACAAAAAACAGCAACCUUAUAUCCUACAUGGAAUCCAUCUUGAUACAGUUAGCCACAUUCUACGAACCAUACUACUAUGCUACAUCACCGCUUAUCGAGAAGUAUCAGUGUAGACCCAACACACCGUACAUGACUCGACCUCAAUUGUUGCGAAUGCUGACGACUGAAUUAAUGAUCGAGCCAUUUUUUAUGGAUCAUGUGUCUGCAAACGCAUUGACGACAUUGGCAUUAAAGUUGCCCUUGAAGGAUAUAUUAGAGACUGUGACGGAGCUGCUCCUAGAGCCCACCACGACUGCAUUAGAUGAUACAGCAGUAGCUGGUAUAUUGAUGAACUUGACUGUAUUGGGUGAUGCUGACUCAGGAAAGCAUUUAGAUGGUAUUCUGACACAUUAUGCAAAGGCCAUUCAAUUGUUGCUUGCUCGUUUGCCAGUAUCGUACUUGACAGAUCCUUCGGAGCAAGAAAAGGCAGAUGCCAUUGAAAUGGACAUAGAAUCGUCAGACGAAGAAGAGGAAGAUGAGGAUAGAGAUAUUGUCAUGAAGGAAGCCACCGCCUCUACGGCUGCCACCACAACCAAUGCAUCGCCCUUGGUUCGAUCUCGUCUUGAAACACUAUACGAUUCCGAGCGAGUCAAUCACCUGUUGUAUCAAUUCAUGCAAAUCGGCACAAACAGCGAUGCCAUUCAGUCUGUGUCUAGCUUUUUCAACACACUGAUGCUGCGAUGGCCCAUGAAAAAGGACGCUAUUCUACAUACAUUACUCUACAAAUCAAGCAACACACACAAUCUGUUACAGAUAUUGUGGCAGUCAUGGUCUACCUCCACAGAAGCAGCAUUUUUCAACGACGAUGGCAACAUGAUGGCACAUUUGGUAGACGCUGUUAAAUACAUAAGUGACAGUAAGAAGACUUGCGUGGAGAAUUGGUCGGUGUUGUUCUUGUUGUGCGAGGUGUAUGCUCGAUCCCUGCUGACAUUAGGCGAUGAUGAAUUUCUGGAUAAGAAAGCAACGCACUCAAAUCCAUUGGAAUUGAGUCAAGUGAUUGAUCUAGGCCGUCAAUUGAAGAACAUAUCGUUUAUCAUGUUCUGGAGGGCCAACAGCUUGGAUUUGACACAGCACAUUGGAUUAACAGGCAUUCAAUUAAAUCAACUUCGUUCCAGCGUCACUCAUUUAUUACAGCAAAUCCAUAUGAGAGACUCUCGUCGCAACUUUUGCCCUCAAGGUCAUUGGCUUAUUCCUGAUCUAGAUACGGACAACUUUUCAACAGAAGCAGUUGCUGAAGAAUUCAAUUUAGAGAGUGAACAACAGCAAGAAAAGAACAUGCCAUUACGGCCUUUGCGCAUGUUGUCCAAGGGCAGACUAGCUGUCAUCAGUCCCCGCUUGGGAUUACUCAACAACAUACCCUUUGUGAUUCCUUUUGAGCAGCGUGUAGAGAUAUUCCGUAUGUUUGUAAACAACGACAAGAAGCGAAACAACGUGGAUGAGUUUUACAGUAGGCCCAAAGCAGCCGCUACUGUGCGAAGAGAUCACAUGUUUGAAGAUGGCUUCGAUCAAUUGGCUUCAUUGGGUGUGGAGCUCAAGAAUAAGGUGGCCAUCUCGUUUGUGGAUGAGUUUGGCUUGGAAGAAGCUGGUAUCGAUGGAGGUGGUGUGUUUAAGGAGUUCUUGACAGGUCUCAGCAAAGAGGCGUUCAAUGUCAAUUACGGCUUGUUUACAGCUACUCCUGAGCAACUCUUGUAUCCCAAUCCUAGUUUCUAUGCCACUGAACCUCAACAAUUGGAAUACUUUAAAUUCCUUGGCUUGAUCAUUGGUAAAGCUGUGUACGAAGGCAUUCUUUUGGAUGUUGCAUUUGCUGAAUUCUUUUUGAAAAAAUGUCUUGGAAAAGUUAACUAUCUGGAUGAUUUAUCUUCGCUGGAUCCCGAGUUAUACAAGGGUCUACUCGCUGUCAAGAAUUACGAUGGUAAUGUGGAAGAUUUGUCUUUGGAUUUCACUAGCACGCAUAUGGAGAAUGGCAGAUCUGUUAAUGUAGAUCUUAUACCCGGUGGUAGCAACAUUCCUGUCACCAAUCAGAACCGAAUUCAAUACAUUUACAGCAUUGCCAACUAUCGACUCAAUGUACAAAUAGCCAAGCAAUGUAGGGCCUUCUUCAAGGGUUUAUCCACCAUUGUAGAUAUCAAGUGGCUGCGCAUGUUCAAUCAGCAAGAACUACAGAUUGUGUUGGGUGGUGCCUCAGUGCCUAUCGAUCUCAAUGACUUGAGAUCACACACGGUACUUGCCGGGUUCAUGGAGCAUGAUGCCACUGUCAAGAACUUUUGGAAGGCUCUAGAAUCGUUUGAUAACACUCUGCGCAUGAAAUUCGUCAAGUUUGUAACUUCAUGUUCUAGACCUCCCUUGUUGGGGUUCAGGGAGCUGGUUCCUCAGUUUUGUUUGCGUAAUGCAGGUGUGGAUCAAGAGAGACUGCCCACAAGUUCCACAUGUGUCAAUCUGUUGAAGCUGCCAAAUUACCCAACAUAUCAGAUACUGAGAGAGAAACUACUGUACGCCAUUACUGCGGAUGCUGGUUUUGAUUUAUCUUGA
This is a messenger RNA of Mucor velutinosus, 3165 nucleotides long. RefSeq names its product CRAL-TRIO domain-containing protein. Gene Ontology annotation, molecular function: ubiquitin protein ligase activity. The transcript has 9 exons. Bases 1 to 3165 code for a protein of 1054 amino acids. The record is from RefSeq and is a predicted model, not a curated record. Gene Ontology annotation, biological process: protein polyubiquitination; ubiquitin-dependent protein catabolic process. NCBI's taxonomy places the organism in Eukaryota, Fungi, Mucoromycota, Mucoromycetes, Mucorales, Mucoraceae.